GUAAAGGAAGACUUACUUAACAGUACUAGUACAGCUAAGUAUUUAGCUCAGAAGUGGUGUAAUAGUAAUCCUUCAUAUACCGCAUUAUAUAGUGUCAGUUGUUGCUUUGUGAACAGUAACAGUUUCUGCUUGGAGUCGUGUUUCCACAUGACACUGCACUGUGUAUUUAUUCCAAGCAUUUGUUGAUCAGCGUCCUACUGAGUCUUGAAGAGUGUGGGUGUUGGCUGUGCAGCCAGCUUCAGGAGGACAUGAAUAAGUUUCCUGGUGACCUGAGUGAGAAGGAGCGGGAACUGCUGAUGAUCCGCAGGGCCAGUGGAGCUAAAGCCUCACAGCUGGCUCAGAUGGAGAAGAUGCUACAGGAGACCAAAAGCAUGCUGGACAAGAAGACUGAGAUGGGUACAGAAAAAAUCACUUGUGGAGACAACAUGGUGUCUGAGCUGGAGGAGAAGGUGCAACGCAGUAAGCGAGAACGGCGUAACUCUCUGCACCGCACACAACUGCUGGAAAGUCAAAUGAAGACAGUGCGUGGUGAGCUGGUGGACACGCUGGACCACUUGCAGACACUCAGAGAUGUCCUGCGCCGCUCACAGCAAAAAGCAGAAGCGCGCCAAGCAGCCAUGGAGAAACUGAAUGCCGAGCUCAGGUGAGGUCCUGACCAGCAGACCUGAUCUCCAUGUUGUAAAGUGACACCCUCCUGACCUCACGGUUCGAUCAUUUUAUAAGACAAUGGUCAUGUCUUACUUCUCAGUCCCCAAGAGUGUUUAUAUUUUUCUGGUUUAAAGGAACAGUCCAC
This is a messenger RNA of Neoarius graeffei (lesser salmon catfish), 793 nucleotides long. Its product is annotated as coiled-coil domain-containing protein 18. The record is from RefSeq and is a predicted model, not a curated record. The coding region runs from base 249 to 647 and encodes 132 amino acids. NCBI's taxonomy places the organism in Eukaryota, Metazoa, Chordata, Actinopteri, Siluriformes, Ariidae. The transcript is spliced from 2 exons.